AUGUCGCUGUGCACCAAACAACCACCAACCACCCCAUGCCGAUGUAAAGCAGAACAAGAAGCUGAUUGUUGUUUCUCACCAACCCAUUUUCAAGCAAACAGUGUCGUCUACAUCAGUGGCGCCGGAUCAGGGAUCGGCCGCGCCUGCGCGCUGCAAUUCCUCGCCGACGGGGUGCAGAACUUCGCGCUCGUCGACAUCGCCAGUGAGCCGCUCAAGGAGACCUCAGACCUCCUCUCAGCCCGCAAGCCGGGCGUCAAGGUGCUGACUCUGGUCGCCGACCUGGCCAACGAGGACGAGGUCAAUCGCGUCUUCUCCGAGAUCCGCAGCCAGCUAGGGAGAUUGGAUGUGGCCGUCAAUUCGGCGGGCAUCCCCGGCACGUAUCGCCGGAUUGAGCAGUUGAGCAGCGCGGAUCUGGACAAGGUCUUGAACGUCAACCUCCGGGCGCUGUGGCUGUGCGAGAAGGCGGCGAUUCAGCAGUUCAUGACACAGGAAGAAAGACCGGUCACAACUGGUCAAGGUCUCACCACUCGAGGGAACAUCGUGAACAUCGCAUCGAUGCUGGGGACCAUCGGCAUGCCUUUUGCCUCGCCCUACGUGAUAUCGAAACAUGGCGUGGUUGGACUCACCAAGACAGAUGCCCUCGACUAUGCCACCAAGGGUAUCCGAGUCAAUGCCGUUUGUCCAGGAUUCGUCAAGACGAACCUCCUCAGCGAGAAGGGGUGGGAAAUGCUUUCGCCUGUAAUCUCUGCCACGCCAAUGGGCCGGCUGGGAACACCUGAAGAAGUCGCCUAUGUCGUGACGUUUUUAGCCAGUGAUCGGGCGAGCUUUAUCACUGGUUCCAGCAUCAUUGCGGAUGGUGGUUAUACCGCGAAAUAA
Messenger RNA from Rasamsonia emersonii CBS 393.64, 876 nucleotides. RefSeq lists its product as uncharacterized. The record is from RefSeq and is a predicted model, not a curated record. NCBI's taxonomy places the organism in Eukaryota, Fungi, Ascomycota, Eurotiomycetes, Eurotiales, Trichocomaceae. Bases 1 to 876 code for a protein of 291 amino acids. Gene Ontology annotation, molecular function: oxidoreductase activity, acting on the CH-OH group of donors, NAD or NADP as acceptor; quinone binding. Gene Ontology annotation, biological process: fatty acid biosynthetic process. The transcript has 3 exons.